AUGCCUCUCCUUCACUCCUCUCCAGAAGAGGAGAAGAGGAAACACAAGAAAAAGCACCUGGUACAGAGCCCCAGUUCCUACUUUAUGGAUGUGAAAUACCUAGGAUGCUAUAAAGUCCCCAACAUCUUUAGCCAGGAGCACACGGUAGUCUUGUAUGAUGGCUGCUCCACUGUAUUCUGUCAGCCUACAGGUGAGAAAACCGAGCUGACAGGAUGCUCACUCAUGAGGAAGCAGCACUAA
Rattus norvegicus (Norway rat) is the source of this 240-nucleotide messenger RNA. Lineage: Eukaryota; Metazoa; Chordata; Mammalia; Rodentia; Muridae. The record is from RefSeq and is a predicted model, not a curated record.